Molecule: messenger RNA, 1115 nt
Organism: Triticum dicoccoides
Lineage: Eukaryota; Viridiplantae; Streptophyta; Magnoliopsida; Poales; Poaceae
Product: acidic leucine-rich nuclear phosphoprotein 32-related protein-like
Exons: 2
Coding region: 158-793 (211 amino acids)
Source: RefSeq, a predicted model, not a curated record
UCCGCCCAAACCUAGAGGCCUCUCGGCCCUCUUGUUCUUCCCCGCCGGCUACAAAUCGCCCAAAAUUUCCCCUGAAUUUUCCACAACCACAACACCAACUUAAACCAGAGGAGAAAUUUUCUCGCGAGAGUUCGUGUGUAGUAGAAGAGUGGAGGAGAUGAAGCCGGCGGUUGAAGGCGACGAGCGUGCGGCGGAGAUCGCCCGCAUCAAGGCCGCCGCGGCCGCCGCCAAAAAGUCGGCGGAAGAGGUGGUGGAUGUGGAUGAUGAGGGUGAGGACGACGAGGGAGAUGAAGAGGAGGAGGCGGUUGAUGGCGACGACGACGACGACGAAGUCGACGACGAUGGGGAAGAUGACGAUGACGAGGGGGUGGAGGGUGAGGAGAAGGGGUCGGCGCCGCAGCAGGUGGUCGACAUCUCCGACGAGGACGACGGCGGCGGCGACGAAGAGGAGGGUGGUGACGAUGACGACGACGACGACGACGACGAUGAUGACGAGGAGGACGACGACGAAGUCGACGAGGAGGAGGAGCCUGAGGAGGAGCUAGGAACUGAAUAUCUGGUGCAGCCGCUUGGCCGUGCUGAAGACGAAGAGCAUUCCAGUGACUUUGAGCCAGAAGAAAAUGGUGAUGGUGCUGAGGACGAGGAGAUUGAGGAUGAUGAUGCUGAGGAUGGUGAGGAUUCUGUCAAGGCGCAAUCCUCUUCGAAGAGGAAGAGGUCUGGCGCGGAGGAUGAAGAUGAUGAUGACGGUGAUGAUGAUGGUGAUGAUGAUGAGAAGCCUCCAUCAAAGCGAUAGUCAAUUUGUUCUUGCUGAUCUGGUAUCUUUUCUGCUUGGGCCAAGAAGGAAAAUAAUCCUCACGGAGAGGGUUGUUGGUAAAUGCUGUAGCUUUAGGACAUCUGUGGUAGGUGUAGCAGCUCGAACUUGAGUCUACCCAUGUUAGUUGUUAGUGCAUACUGCUGAUGUUGAUUAACAGCCUCGGGGAACUUCUGUAUGAGCAUUAGAUAUGGGGCUUGUUAUAUGCUUGUGUAGCUUCUGAUUAAAACCUGUGGAAUGUGGAUGCUCUGUUCUGAAUCUUGUUUUCAUGAUAUUUCUCUUGAACUAGCUUGCUGUUAUUUUA